Messenger RNA from Amaranthus tricolor (Joseph's coat), 525 nucleotides. RefSeq lists its product as uncharacterized. Bases 1 to 525 code for a protein of 174 amino acids. Lineage: Eukaryota; Viridiplantae; Streptophyta; Magnoliopsida; Caryophyllales; Amaranthaceae. The transcript has a single exon. The record is from RefSeq and is a predicted model, not a curated record.
AUGUUGAUUAUCUUUGGCUACACUAAUGAUUUAUGUAUUGCUUUACAAAGAAAGGAACAAGAUAUUGUUAAUGCCAUUAGACUUGUUAGUACUACAAAAAAUGUGUUGCAAAAGAUGAGAGAUGAAGGAUGUGAUAAUCUCUUAAAAAAAGUUAUUACAUUUUGUACUAAACACGAGAUUGAUGUUCCAUCUAUGGAUGCUUAUUAUGUGCCUCAAGGAAGAGGAAGACGUUUUGUUCAACAAGCUACAAAUCUACAUCAUUUUCGGGUUGGAAUCUUUUUGGAAGUAAUUGAUUUGCAUCUUCAAGAGCUUGAUAACUGUUUUAAUGAGAUUAACAUGGAGUUACUUACAUGCAUGGUCUCUCUAAGUCCUCAAGGUAACUUUUCAUCUUUUGAUAAAGAGAAGAUACUUAAACUUGCUUCUUUAUAUCCCGAGGAGUUUUCAUGUAAUGAUUUAACGGCUCUUGAUCUUCAACUCGAUGUGUUCUUGGAUGCUAUGUUAAACGAUCAAAGAAAUUAUAAUUAG